This is a messenger RNA of Plasmodium cynomolgi strain B, 4323 nucleotides long. RefSeq lists its product as hypothetical. Bases 1 to 4323 code for a protein of 1440 amino acids. The record is from RefSeq and is a predicted model, not a curated record. NCBI's taxonomy places the organism in Eukaryota, Apicomplexa, Aconoidasida, Haemosporida, Plasmodiidae. The transcript is spliced from 2 exons.
AUGGAAUUCUUGAGCAACAUAUAUGAUAAGGUCCUGUCCGGUUAUGUGUCCACUGACGUGUUUAAAUAUAAGACGUGGCAAGAGGGAGUGCUAGGGAAAGACAGAAGCGGAUGCAACGGUGAAGGAAAUGAUAAUGACACGGACACUGUGAAGAGAAAGCUAGAAGAAAUUUUGGGGACCUUCGUGAAAAAUGGAAAAAUAUCACAUGCUCUGUGGGCCCAACACAAAAUGUUCAUAGGAGACGAAGGAAUAUAUAUCCUAGGGGAAGUGAUAACCAUUUGUCAAAUUGUGGAGUACGUGGAUGCAGACGACCUGGUUGACAUAAACAGCAACGAAGAAUUUAAGGCGAACAUCUUGGAAGAGUUAAAAAGGAGGUUAAACAUAAAAAGGAAAACGGAAAUGUUGGAGGAGAAAAUUAUUACAAAUAUAUCCAUGUGUAACAGCAAUUUUAAUGAAGACGACGGGGAUGAUGACGGGAAUGGCGACGAGCAUGGUGACGAUAAUGAGGGGGAUGCAGAUGGGGACCGGGGAGGUGGAGGUUUCGGCUUCGGCGAAGGGAGCAGGAUGGACAAAAAAAGAAGGAAGAAAAAAAAACAGGAUAAUCACAACCAUAAGGACAAUAACGAUGAUGAACGUAGUUACAAUGACAGGAGCUACAAUGACAGCGGCUACAAUGACAGUGGCUACAAUGAAAGCAGCUAUAACGACAGCAGCUGUAACGACAGCAGCUGCAACGACAAUCAACGUGAUGACAGCCAACGUUAUGACAAUCAACGUGAUGACAACCAACGUGAUGACAACCAAUGUGAUGAAAACCAGCGUGAUGACUCCAAGCUGGGAGACAAAAACGCCGUGUCCAAUUUCGUCGAAAUGCUAUGCGCAGGAAAAACGAAUAAAUUUGGUUUUUGCGAAUACGACCAAAAGUUCAAUGACAGAUAUAAUCUAAAGAAUAGUAAAAACGACCGCAAGUCGUCCAAGUCGUUAGAACACUGUAUAUUACCCUUUCGCGAGGAUUAUGAGCACAAAUAUGUGUGCCUGCUACUGAACCACUCAGGGAAACAAGAAGCGAGGAUAUUACGAUUUAGUAGGAACUGUGUGGUGUUAAAAGAUAGGAUUUAUGGAGAGUUUUGUGCAUAUAUAAAAUUCCAUAGGAGUGAUCCUAAUUUUAGUGGCACGAAAGCCAUGAAUGAAUUUUUUAAUUCGCUAAAUGAUAGUGCACUGAAGCAGCUGUUCUUUGGCCUGAAUGAACAGAAUUUGAAUUUGCUAGAAGAAGCAAUAUCCUAUUGCCCCAUCGCUACUUUUUCCUUUUUUAAAAAUAUUAAGCUUUUGAAAAAGAUCAAUGUGAAUGCCACUAGGCGGACGUGGAAGGCUGUUUGCGGGUUGCAAAAGUUGUACAAAAAUUUGAAGAAGGUGAGGGAAAAAAUGGCGUUGGAAGACCCCCGAUUCCUCUGCGAGGAGUACAGCUCCUCCUGCGUUGGCAGCAGCGGCAACAUUGAUGCCAAUCGCAACGGUAACAGUAAUGGUAAUGGCAACCGCAAUCAGGGAAACCAUGAUCAGGGAGACUACGAUCAGGGCAAUCGUCACAGCAACAGUCAUGCAUAUCCCCCCUCCAGCGAGCACGUGCGACUGGCACACGCACAAGGUAAUAACUCCCAUCCCCGCGAAUCGAAAUUGCUGCAUGAGAAAGAAAGAGAGUUAGCCUUUAGGAGCAUUAGUAGCAGUGUUCACGCCGGUGGAACGAGCGGCAGUGUCGUCGCGAGUUCGAUCGAUUGCACGAGUACGUGUUCUGUUGCGUGCACCGUUAACAAUUGCAAUCAUAGUAGCGGCCACGUGAGCAGCGGGAUCGUAGGCCUAGGCAACAAAAAAAAUAAAAGCGAUUUAUUUACGGAUAAAUUAGAAAAUAAAGAGUACAACCACCAAAUGUAUAGUAACUCAUUAGAUUUACACACCGAAGAAAAAAAAACUAAAAAUGUAGAAAUUAACAAACUAAAUGACACCUGUUUAUAUGUUACCUCAGAUGAAGAGUGUCUUCAAAUGGCCAGGAGUAACAACGUCACGAGUGAGUUAAGCGGCGCGAACAGAACUAUCGAGGAAAAUAAUAAAACGUUACUAGAUCAAACGAAUAAAAUGUUCAUAGAUGAUAAUUACAGAACGGUGGAUGAAAUGGGAAGACGUUUAAGUGAAAACAGAUUAAUGAGGGAAAAUUCCUUGGAUGAUGUAAGAGCGAACAUGAUAAAAUUAUUUAAGACAUACGGAGGACAGUGUCGUAUUGGGAAAGUGCAAGGAAGGUGUGAAGACGCGACGUUUCAAACGGAUAUACCUCCUGCGUUUGGAAUAUUCGAUGGGGUGGGUUCGUGGAGUUUGGAAGGAAUAGACGCUUCUAAAUUUUCCAUCGGUUUGUCACUUGCUUGUCAGAGGGAGGCAGAAAAAUUAUCGAAAAAUUUAAACGACUAUGCAAAGGUGUCCUACAAUACCAUCAUCAGAUCGAAGUUGCUGUUAAGAAAUUCACUAGACAGCGUAAAAAAAGAGUAUGCAGAUGCGUAUGGCAGCUCGACCGCCAUCGUAGGUUUGAUAGAUGAAUAUACUGGGAAGUGCGGGAUAGCCUCUUUAGGAGAUAGCGUGUGUAUGAUUCUUCGAAGGGAGUUCCUUCCAGGGGAUAUAAACUUCGAAAGAGAAACUUACCCUAAAUUUCCAGUGGAAUCAUUUUUGUAUUAUAAUAAUAAAGGAAGGAACCCUUCCAUAGUGCGUAAAAUUAUAUGGAAGACGAGUGAACAGAAAUGGGAGAAUGGGGCCCCCUACCAACUAUCCAAUUUACCUGACCGUAGUCAAUGGAAAGAUUUAGAAGAUAGAGGCCUACACAGUUUUGUAAAGAUAUUAGAAAAGGUAGAUAUUGAUGGAGAUCCACCCGAAGCCGCUGCCACCCCCCCAUCAGAAAUUUUAUGUAUGCCAGGAGAUUUGAUCUUACUAAUGAGUGACGGUGUGAGUGAUAAUCUUUUUGAUGAAGAAAUAGAAGCUUAUUGUACCUUUGCCAUCAGCCCAGAAGAAGCAUGUGAAUUAGGAGAUCCAAGUGCAUUCACCCCUGCGCAGGAUAUAGCUUAUUCCAUUACGAACAUAGCUAAGAGAAGAAGUGGGGACAAACUUCACUGCAAACCGUUUUUUCCAUUUCUUGGGAAAUAUAGAGAACCAAAUAGAACCUACAAAGGCAACAAGGUAGAUGAUAUAUCCUGUGUUGCCAUAUGGGUAGUCUGCGAAACGGAAGACAGUGUAAAAAAUUUCGUUGCUAACCCGGAUGAGCCGUCCAUACUGGAAACGGACAAAUAUUACUCGAAUAAUUAUUUCCAACACUUUAACAAAAUAACGGACAUUUGUACACCUACGAAGAAAUUUAUUAAAGAGAAAAAUCGUAUCGAACGUGUCAAUUUGCAACACAUUAAUAUGGAUUCUGGCAGGGGGAGCGGGGAGAGAGAAAGUGCACACGGAAAAUUUGGCCAUUCCAAUAGUUCCAAUAUGAAUGCCCAAUUUUCUGCCAACUUUUUCGACUCGUCCGAGACGCCCAUUAAGUUUAGCCAGUCCGAUGAUAACAAAUAUCAAGACUUGAGCGACAUAGUGUUGAAGGACGAGGAUGACGCGAGCAGCGCCGAUGGGGACGACGAGCGUGGCGAUGCCGACAAUAGCCACGGAGGUAACAGUCACGGGGACCAUAGCGACGACGAGAAGGUCACCCUUCCACGUGACAACCACAACACGAUCGACUCGAACAAGCUGAGCGACGACAUGGAUUCCAUGAAGACGCCAAACAGCAACAGCCUCAAGUCAAGAUUUAAAGAUCAAAUUUUCAAUCGGGAUGACUUCGAUCACACCCCCAGGCAAAGAAUAUCAGAUGACCGCCUAGAAGAACAUAUAGAGAGAAUAAAUAACAUGUACAUUAAAACCCCUAUUUUACAUAUUGAUAAAAACUUCAAAACCAACAAAACAAGUGUAAGAAAAACCAAGACAUCCAACAGAGGAAAAGUCAUGAGCAAUAAAAAAAUGGAACAAGGAGACAUGUCAAGUAUGUUGAAUUACGAAACACCGAAGAAGCAAAUGAUGAUGAGAGGAGGGACGAAAGAGAAAGCGAGCGUAGUCACAUCGAUAAACGAAAAAGCAGUUAUGAAUUCCUUUAUAAAUAAUGAAACCCCCUCUAAGUCCAGUAUCACCAAGGAUACUUCAUUGAAAGUAGAUAAAAAAAUUACAAAAAAUAAAAGAAAGUCCGUGUUCAAUUUUGAUAAAAAUGAAUCCCCAAGUAAAAUUGGCUACUCUAAAAAGAGGAGUAAAAAAUCUUAG